Molecule: messenger RNA, 597 nt
Organism: Colletotrichum higginsianum IMI 349063
Lineage: Eukaryota; Fungi; Ascomycota; Sordariomycetes; Glomerellales; Glomerellaceae
Product: 50s ribosomal protein mrp49
Exons: 3
Coding region: 1-597 (198 amino acids)
Cellular component (GO): mitochondrion
Molecular function (GO): structural constituent of ribosome
Source: RefSeq, a predicted model, not a curated record
AUGGUUCGCGUAGGACAAAGAUGGCAUGCUUUAAGAGCUAUCCUUAAAAUCCGCUUCGGCCCCGGUGCCGCAACACUGCCUUCCAAUGUCACGAGGAUACAUAUGGAAUUCGCCAAUCGCGCAGAAGCCGGUCACGUUGGCCCCAAAAAGUUCUGGCGCGAGAUGCUCCCCCGCCUAAAGUAUUACAACCCCGCCAUCCCGAUGGUCGUGAACCGUAAAGCCAACGUCGAGGGCACCGCCAUCAUGUCCGUCUACUUCUCCACUACUGACGCCCCCGUCGACCCGUCGACGCUCCCGCAACCCUCCUCCUCCGCCAUCGACAACAGCAAGGCACCGCAACCGCUCGAGGGCGUCGAGCGCGUGGUCAAGAUCGACAUGAAGAACAAGCACUCGGAGGAGAUCCUCAGCCACUUCCUGGCCGAGACAAAGGCCGAGGCCAUUUUGCCCGGGCCCGAGGACGAGAACGAGAUGAAGGCCGUCGAGGAACUCAAGGCCAAGGGCGAGGUGGACCGCCAGCGCAACCGCAAGAUCCGCGAGGAGGAGAAGAAGGAGAAGGCUAUGUUAGCCAGGGCACGUGCCGAGGCAGGUAGCUCGUGA